CAGCAACAGCAGCAGCAACAACAGCAACAGCAACAACACAAACAAGUGCGCUGCAGAAAUCUACGAAGAAACGUAGAAAUCGGUGCUAAGAAGAUUUGGCUGCCGCUUAUCAUUUUCCUUUCACUGCAGGUCGCCCUCGUCUGCGCGGACGAUGUGGAGGUGGUGAAGGCCAUUGCCGGUGGACCGGAUGACGAUCUGACCAUCGCUCUGGGGGACCACGAGAACGAGCUGGACCAGAUGGCCCAGGAGUCGGAGCAGGAGCAGCAGCAACAGCAGCAGCAGCAGCAACAGCAACAGCAGCAGCAACAGCAGCAGCAGCAGCUGCCGCAGAUCCAGAUGCAGUUGCCCCAAUCGGUGCCCAAGGUGCAGGUGCACUACCAGCACAACAUGCCACAACCACCCCCGAAUGUGGCCGUGGGCCUCACCAUGCGCAACAACCACCAGAACAUUCCGCUGAGCUUUGGCCAGCCCUUUGGACCACCUCCCCCUCCCGGAGCUCAGUUCUACAAGGGACCGCCGCCGCCGCAGCUGCAACAGCGACCUCAACCCCCGCCGCAGUUGCAGUUGCAGGUGCAACCGCAGCAGCAACAGCAGCAGCAGCAGCAGCAGGGUCAGCAGCAACAGGUCCAAGUGCCCGAUCUGAGUGUGGGCGCCUCCAGUAACAACGAAAUCUGGGCGGCUCCCGUCCAGGACAUGCCCAAGAUCGUGUCCCUGGACGUGAAGUGCGAGAAGAACGGCAUGAAGGUGUUCGUCCAGUUCGACAAGCCCUUCAAUGGCAUCGUCUUCUCCAAGGGUCACUACAGCAACAUGAACUGUGUCCAUUUGCCCUCGGGAUUGGGUCGCAGCUCGGCCAGCUUUGACAUUGGACUCCACGAGUGCGGCACCGCUGGCAAUACGGACAACUAUGGCCAGGGCUAUGGCCACGAGGCGGGCAGCACUGGUGCAGGAACCUAUUUCGAGAACAUCAUCGUCAUCCAGUACGAUCCGCAGGUGCAGGAGGUGUGGGAUCAGGCCAGGAAGUUGCGUUGCACGUGGCACGAUCAGUACGAGAAGAGUGUGACCUUCCGGCCAUUCCCCGUCGAUAUGUUGGAUGUGGUGCGUGCCGAUUUCGCUGGCGAUAAUGUGGGCUGUUGGAUGCAAAUCCAGGUGGGCAAGGGACCGUGGGCCUCUGAGGUCUCGGGACUGGUGAAGAUUGGCCAGACAAUGACCAUGGUGCUGGCCAUCAAGGAUGAUGACUCCAAGUUUGAUAUGCUGGUAAGGAACUGUGUGGCCCACGAUGGCAAGAGGGCGCCCAUCCAACUGGUGGACCAAAGGGGCUGCGUCACCCGGCCCAAGUUGAUGUCGCGCUUCACGAAGAUCAAGAACUUUGGUGCCUCCGCAUCGGUGCUAUCCUAUGCCCACUUCCAGGCCUUCAAGUUCCCCGACUCGAUGGAGGUGCACUUCCAGUGCACCAUUCAAAUCUGUCGCUACCACUGCCCGGAGCAGUGUUCGGCGGAGACGAAUCUCCAGGAUGUGCACCACCUGCAGGUGGGUCCGGAAUCGCAGUAUGGUCCACCGCCGCAGCUGCAUGUGGAUGCCUAUCAUGUGGCCAGUGCGAUUGGCAAGCGGCGGGACGAGCGAAGGGUGCAGAGAAGGGCUCGUGCGGUGGCCGAACCGCAGGUGGGUCUGAACAGGAUCAUCAAGGUGGUCUCCUCGGGCGAUCUGACCUUCGCCAUUGAUGAACAGGCGGGCGGAAAUGGUAAUGGCAGCUCCUUGAAUGGAUCAUCCAAUGGGGGAUCGGGCGUGGAUCGCAGUCCACAGACCAUGGUAUUCCCGCUGCGAGAGGAGGGUCUCAUCUGUAUGACCACGCCGGGCUUUGCCAUCACACUGAUUGUCCUCCUGGGCAUCCUCAUCACGUCCUGCCUCACCUCCGCCGUGCUCUACGUCCGACUGCGUCCGUUCUCGUCGUUCGCCGCCAGCGCCAAGGAGCGGGCCGUCGCCUUCACGAAUCCCCAGCUGGCACCGCUGCCCGUCAUCCAGCUGCCCUCGCCGGCGGAUCUGCAGGGAACGCUCUCCAAGAAGCGGGCGAUGUCGUGAGCACGCCCCCGACUGUGCGACUGGAACUAGUUCCGUGGGCGGGGGACGGAGGAUGGUUUCCAUGGGAUCGGGUCUUGGCGGUUUUUAGUUAAAAUAUAGCGAAGAUAACACCAUCAGUUAAAUAUU
Drosophila subpulchrella is the source of this 2202-nucleotide messenger RNA. RefSeq lists its product as uncharacterized. The annotation marks the transcript as partial. The record is from RefSeq and is a predicted model, not a curated record. The transcript is spliced from 4 exons. NCBI's taxonomy places the organism in Eukaryota, Metazoa, Arthropoda, Insecta, Diptera, Drosophilidae.